GCCGCGCCGGGCCGAGCCGGACCGAGCCGGGCGAGACCCUCCCCCCUCCCUCCCCGCCGCGGCGGCCAUGGGGACGGCGUCGUCGCUGGUGAGCCCGGCGGGCGGCGCCGGGGAGGUGAUCGAGGACACGUACGGCGGCGGCGGCGGCGAGGCGUGCGAGAUCCCCGUGGAGGUGAAGCCCAAGGCGCGGCUGCUGCGCAGCUCCCUGCGGCGCGUCGGGGCGGCGCGGCCCGGCGGCCUCCUGGGCGCCAGCUUCAAGUCGACGGCGUCGGUGCAGGAGCUGGAGUGCGCGGCCGAGUACGAGCGCCUCAAGAAGGAGUACGAGAUCUUCCGCGUCAGCAAGAACAACGAGGUGGCCUCCAUGGUGAAGAAGGAGGCCAAGCUGGACCGGGAGAACAAGCGGCUGCGCGCGGAGCUGCAGGCCCUUCAGAAAACGUACCAGAAAAUACUUAGAGAGAAGGAGAGUGCGUUGGAAGCCAAAUACCAAGCCAUGGAGAGAGCUGCUACGUUUGAACACGAUCGAGACAAAGUCAAAAGGCAGUUCAAGAUUUUUAGGGAAACUAAGGAAAAUGAGAUUCAGGACUUACUGAGGGCCAAACGAGAGCUAGAAGCAAAACUUCAGAGACUUCAGGCCCAAGGAAUUCAAGUGUUUGAUCCUGAAGAGUCUGAUUCUGAUGAUAAUUGUACAGAUGUUACAGCUUCUGGGGUGCAAUCUGAAUACUGGAAUGGAGGAGCUUUGGGAAGUGAACCAUCCAUGGGUAGUAUGAUGCAACUUCAGCAGUCUUUCAGAGGACCUGAAUUUGCUCAUAGCUCUAUAGAUGUUGAGGGACCAUUUGCGAAUAUAAACAGAGAUGACUGGGAUGCUGCUGUUGCUAGUUUGUUACAGGUUACGCCUCUGUUUUCCCACUCUCUGUGGAGUAACACAGUAAGAUGUUUUAUUAUUAGUACUGAAGAGACUCAACCAGAAGUGGACAUCUUCAUUAGGAACUACUCACCAAAACUUCAAAGAAUCUGUGAAACAAUGGGAUACUUCUUUCAAGUUGUUCAUUUUCCAGCAGAAAAUGAAAGUCAUUUUAAGGAUGUAAGAAAAUGGGAAAUUGAAAAAAGUUCAUUAGUCAUUUUGCUCUUACAUUUAACUUUGCCAAGUUGUUUGUUGGAGGACUAUGAAGAAGCCUUCUUGAGAAAUCCGGAAGAAAAGCCCCGUGUGAUUUACCACAGAAUGGAAGAUGACAAAGAGAGCUCAGUCUUGGUGCAGCAGUUAAUUGAGCAAAUUUGUUAUGUCAACAAAGCAAAGAUGAUUGAUCAUAUGGGAAGUGUGGAGGAAGGAGCAUAUGAAAUCUAUAAUUGUGUGGAAAAGAUAAUUAAACAGGAUAUAUUGGGCUGUGAAAUGACAGAACUAGAAGGCAAGGAUUUAGGUAAUAAGGAAGAGUCGAACACUCCUGAAGAGGAAGUUUUUGGUGAUGUACUGUGGGAUGCACAUGAUGAACAAGAACAGAUGGAAGCUUUCCAGCAGGCCUCUAACUCAACAUGUGAGCUGGGAUUUGAGAAAUAUUUUGAACGUCUGAAUGACCUGGUAGCAGCACCAGCACCUAUUCCACCUCUGCUUGUCUCAGGAGGACCAGGCUCUGGGAAAUCUCUCCUUCUGUCAAAAUGGAUUCAAUUGCAGCAGAAGCAUUCACCAAACACACUAAUUCUUUAUCACUUUGUGGGGAGGCCCAUGUCUACCAGUUCAGAAUCUUCACUGAUAAUUAAACGCCUUACUUUAAAGCUUAUGCAACAUUCUUGGUUAGUGUCACCUUUGACAUUGGAUCCAGCUAAACUUCUGGAAGAGUUUCCCCGUUGGCUGGAAAAACUUUCUGCACGUCACCAAGGCAGCAUUAUUAUAAUUAUUGAUUCUAUUGACCAAAUACAGCAAGCUGAAAAGCAUAUGAAAUGGCUGAUAGAUCCUCUACCAGUGAACGUAAGAAUGAUUGUGUCAGUGAAUGUAGAAACAUGCCCACAGGCUUGGAGGUUGUGGCCCACUCUUCAUCUUGAUCCACUGAAUUCCAAAGAUGUUAAAUCUCUCAUUAGUGCAGAAUGUAACUCUGCAAAUGUUAAAUUGACUAAAGAGCAGGAGAAGAAGCUUGAGAGACACUGUCGCUCUGCUACAACUUGCAAUGCCUUGUAUGUCACUCUUCUGGGUAAAACUAUUGCCUGUGCUGGAAGUACAGGAAAUAUUGAUGAAACCCUUCAACAGUGUUUCCAGUGUCAAGACACAGUGUCACUCUACAGGCUUGUUCUGCAAUCAGUUCAAGAGUCGUUGAGGAAUGACAAAGAGAAAGAUCUUUUGAAAGAGGUUCUGUGUGUUAUUGGUGUUAGCCACAAUGGUAUGAGUGAGUCAGAACUGAUGGAACUUUAUCCUGAACUGUCUUCUGCAAUGCUAGCCUCGCUCGUUCACAGCCUGCACAAAAUGUGUUUGCUGACGUAUGGCUGUGGUUUGCUAAAAUUCCAGCACCUCCAGGCUUGGGAAAUGGUGAAAUUGGAAUGUAUGGAAAGUGAAAAUGCUAUUUCUACCUAUAGACAGAAACUAGUAGACUAUUUCACCAUGCAGCUAAGUCGAGACCGAGUGACUUGGAGAAGUGCAGAUGAACUUCCCUGGCUCUUCCAACAACAGGGUGACAAACAAAAGCUACACAAGUGUCUUUUGAAUCUCUUUGUAUCCCAGAACCUUUACAAAAGGGGACAUUUUGCAGAAUUGCUGAGUUACUGGCAGCUGGUUGGGAAAGAUAAGAGUUCUAUGGCAGCUGAAUAUUUUGACUCUCUGAAAGAAUAUGAAAAAAGCUGUGAGGGAGAGGAAAGUAUGAUCUGCCUGGCUGAUCUUUAUGAGACCCUGGGACGAUUUCUUAAGGACUUAGGUCUUCUCAGUCAGGCUGUAGCUCCUCUCCAGCGUUCUUUGGAGAUUCGAGAGACUGCGCUGGAUCCAGACCACCCAAGGGUGGCACAGUCACUCCACCAGCUAGCAGGAGUUUAUGUUCAGUGGAAAAAGUUUGGAAAUGCUGAACAGCUAUAUAAGCAGGCGCUGGAAAUCUCUGAAAAUGCUUAUGGAGCUGAACAUCCUCGAGUAGCCCGGGAACUUGAUGCCCUUGCAACCUUGUACCAAAAGCAGAACAAAUACGAACAAGCUGAGCAGCUGAGGAAAAAGUCCUUCAAAAUACGCCAAAAGGCAGCAAGGCGAAAAGGCAGUUUGUGUGGCUUUGCUCUCCUGCGUCAAAGAGCCCUGCAACUGGAAGAACUCACAUUAGGCAAAGAUACACCAGACAAUGCUCGAACCCUCAAUGAGCUUGGAGUCCUCUAUUACCUGCAGAAUAACCUUGAGACAGCAGAGCUUUUUCUGAAGCGUUCCUUGGAAAUGAGAGAGAGAGUCCUGGGACCCAACCACCCAGACUGCGCACAGUCCCUCAACAAUCUGGCAGCCUUGUACAAUGAGAAGAAGCACUAUGAUAAGGCAGAGGAGCUCUAUGAACGAGCUUUAGACAUCAGGAGAAGAGCGCUGGCUCCAGAUCAUCCCUCCUUGGCUUAUACCGUGAAACACCUUGCAGUGCUGUACAAAAAGAUGGGAAAACUUGACAAGGCUGUUCCUCUGUAUGAACUAGCUGUUGAAAUUCGACAGAAAUCAUUUGGCCCAAAACACCCUAGUGUAGCUACUGCUUUGGUGAAUCUUGCUGUUCUUUAUUGUCAGAUGAAAAAGCAGGUUGAAGCUUUACCUCUUUAUGAACGCGCAUUAAAGAUUUAUGAAGACAGCUUUGGUCAUAUGCAUCCUCGUGUGGGAGAAACUCUAAAGAACUUGGCUGUGCUUAGCUAUGAAGGGGGAGAUUUUGAGAAGGCGGCUGAACUUUACAAGAGAGCUAUGGAAAUAAAAGAAGCAGAGACUUUGUUGAUAGGUGGAAAAGCAACUUCCCGUCAUUCAUCAAGUGGAGACACAUUCAGUUUGAAAAGCGCUUUGUCACCAAAUGUUUUCCUGGAACAUGGACAAAGGUGAUAUAAUGCUGCUCAAAUUUAAAGGUAGUCUCUAUUGACAUUUUAAGUUAGUCAUAAAAAUAUUAAGAAGAUCUAUAUUUCUUGGAAUAAGAGAGUAUUUUGGGACCUAAACCUGUCUUCCGGAAUGAAAAGGAAAACACGUUUAAGAUUGAAAUCCUUUCAUGUUAACUUUAAGGACUGUAUAGUACAAAGUGAGUUUCUUUCAUUGUAUAUAGACAUGCAUAUUAAUUAAUUGCUCAAGUUAUAGCUAAUGCCAAAAACAUGGUACUUUGACACCUCUUAGGCCAAGAGCCAGGAUUAUAACACAAAGAUAGGUUGAAAUAAUUGUAUAUACUCUAUGUGACAGUUCUUAUUUCUGUGUUCCAGUGGCCUGGCUUAGGCCACUUACUUAUGUAUUUUUCGUUUCAACAACCUUUUCUGCCUUUUCAGGAGUUUUUAAAGAUGUUUCUGUAUAGAUAGUAAUUUUGAAAAAGUUAACUACUGUUCCACCCAAAGUUUUACUUGCAAGUUGGUUUCAGCUUUAAGAAGGCUUAUAUUCAAGGGACUUGUGAAAAAAAAAAGGGUUUCCCUGGGAAGAAAAUAUAUUUAAAUGUAACAUCAUCUACAGUUAAAGCUUUCCAAAGGAUGUCAGAUUCAGCUAUGCUUAGUAGAAAUACUUCCAGUGAGGAACUAGAAUGAAGAUGUGUAUAACAUGAUUCCCUGUUGUUUAUCCUCUGAUGAUAUUUUCACUAUUUAAUCUCAUUUAAUCCCUUAAAAUACAAGAAGGUUUGUAUUAGCCAGAAAACUCAUUGAUACAGAAUAAUUUGUCUUCAGAUAAAUAGAUACUACUCAAGUCUACAGGAUGUACUUAGUAUUCUGGUCACCUGGAAGUAUCAAUCUGAAGUAUGUUUUUACUCAGUGCGUAAGCCUGUGAAUCAGUUUUGUUGUAAAAAGUCUUUUAAAAUAUGUAUUUAAAGGAAUGUAAGUGAAAAAUGAAUUGAAACCUCACUAUUAUUUCAGAUGUAACUAAUGGAUGUAUAUUUGAUCUGGUUUGAAAUUGCGAAUGACUCUUAUCUCAAAGGGGUACUUACCUUCCACAAUCUUUUUUUGUGUUUUUUUAAGAGUUAAAAUGAACUUUUCAGCUUUUGUUCUGAUUAGAAAGGAUUUAAUGUUUUGGUAGGGCUAUAACUUAGCAAAUUACCAGUUUCAUAUUGUUCUAAACAGACAUACAAACUCAAACUUGAUCUUUUACAUUAAAUACUUAUUUAAAAAAAUACUCAAAAGGAGCACUUGAAGCUAUUGCAAUAUAGCCACAGUCUACAGUUUGUACUAGCUUUGUUUUUUUUUUUUCUUACUUCAGAAAACAGUUCUGCUCAUAAGUUUUGCAUUGUAUUCCAACUACCUUACGGGCUUGUUCCUUUGCAGGAAUCCUACAGAGUUAAGAAACAAACAAGCCCCCCAAUCAUCUCACUUCUCCAUUAAUCAAAAGCCUGUAUUUGUUCCGGUUACUUACUCUUCUCAUACCUGAUAAAUUCCUCCAGCAAGGACAGUGUUGCACAGUAGCAGGUGCCUGGAUUAGCCUGUCAGUGCUGCUCAGAUUUUAACAUGUAUAAUGGUAUCUUCCUCUCCUAAGCAGUUUUCCUUCACAUUGAUAGCUGAAGUGAAGAAGAACCUUCAGUGUCCUAUUGAACUUUCCCCACUGAAUGAUUUCCGACUCAUAAAUUGUUACUAUUCUUUCCUUAAUUUACUUCACUCCCCUUUUUUUCCCUAGGUGAAGUGCACUGUUACUUUUGAAAGAAAAAUCAGUCCCUUAAAAGUAGCAAUUUGCAACCACUCGUGGUCCAUGAGCAAAGACAGUGAGCAAUUUGCUUUCCCUGACAACUUGAAGAAGAGUUCUUAUGGAAAGCAUGAUCGUGAGCAAGAGUGGAGGAUCUUGCUGGUCACGACUGUGCUCUCCCGACAGUUGCUCAUGUGGUUGUUGUUUUACCUCACACACAUAAGAGUAAUUUGUAUAGCUAGUGUAAGCCAAACACUGUAAUAUAUUUAAUACUUCUGUACAGGAAAAUCCACCUCAAAACAGGAAGUCUUCAGAUUCAAAGGAGAUUUAAUAAUACAGCCAGAAUACCAACAUCUCAAUAACAUUCAUGAUGCACUGUAGGAACUGAAACUUUAUUAAAGAUUGCUAAAAAACUGAACAAAGCCCAACUAAUUGUUGCAAUGUGCUCUGUUUAUUAUGCCACAACAGAAAGUCAUAGAUUUUCCAUUAGGUUUUCAAGUCAAUUAUCUUUGUAAAUGCCUUUUAAUGGGAAAAAAUGUCUUAAUUUUAAGUUCAGUACUAAACUGAAUUUUAACCAUUAGUACACUCAAACUUAUUUUGUAAUUAUUUCAAAUUCUUGUGUAUUAGUUGAAAGUGAGAAAGUAAUACAAGAACCCUUUUGCAUGCUCCAGAAGUGUGCUGAUGAUAACAUAGGAGUUUGCUCCUAAAACUGUACAUGAAAUAAAACUGUAAGUAAACAGUUGCCUAUUGUAAAGCUGUAAAUCAUGUGAUAGCUGUAAUAUCUACAGCCAGUCUCAAGCUUAACUGAGUUGUCAUAAAAAUAAGUCAACCGUUUGCUUCAGAAUCUCCAUAGUAAA
Rhea pennata is the source of this 6630-nucleotide messenger RNA. It is a transcript of the gene NPHP3, whose product is annotated as nephrocystin 3. NCBI's taxonomy places the organism in Eukaryota, Metazoa, Chordata, Aves, Rheiformes, Rheidae. The record is from RefSeq and is a predicted model, not a curated record. Gene Ontology annotation, biological process: convergent extension; determination of left/right symmetry; kidney development. Gene Ontology annotation, molecular function: protein binding. The transcript has 27 exons. The coding region runs from base 68 to 4018 and encodes 1316 amino acids.